AUGACAUGCUCAAAAACAGAAAAUUCAUCGUGCACUCAUAAAUUUUAUCGUUUAGCACAAGAUUGUCAUUGUGAAUAUGGAGAUGGAGGUGAAGAUUUUCUUCAAUAUCCUAUUUGGAUUAAUAAAUCAUUGAAUUUAAAUAAAUGUCGCGAAAGACUUGUUCAAGCAUUACACAAAUUGAAUGAACAAAGACAAGAUCAUCAAAAUGAACCAUCACCAGUUGAAGAUAUUAUUGAUCCAGAUCUAUUAAUUUGUUGUCCACAAAAAUUUGAUCGUGAUGCAUGGAUUGAACAGCGUAAAAAACAAUGCCAAGAUUCAUAUGAUGCAUGGAAUUUCAAUGGACAAACAUUAGAAGAAAAAAUAGUCAAUGAAGUAGAUAAAGAAAUUACUGAACAUGUUAAACUUCGUAGUACAUAUCAAUGGAUGCCUACUGUCUUUGUCAUUGAUCAAAAUGGUCAUGUCACAAUUACAACAGAUAUUCCACAAUUAAUAAGGACACCUGAAAACGAACAACUAUAUAUAGACAUAGCACAAGUAUUUGAAACAAUGUUACCAGCAUUUCAAGAGACAGAAAUAGUUGGACAAUCAGCUCAACCAGGAAAUACUCUUCAAGUUAUUGUGAAAGCUCAAAGUUACAAUUUAAAAGCAGGUCACUGA
Molecule: messenger RNA, 657 nt
Organism: Rotaria sp. Silwood2
Lineage: Eukaryota; Metazoa; Rotifera; Eurotatoria; Philodinida; Philodinidae
Source: the annotation of a GenBank genome assembly